UCCGAGGUGUCCUUGGAAACUACGCGCGUCUCGAGCGCGCAACACGGGUUCAUUCCUGAAGCACAACGCGCGCGUGGAGGAGUGCAAGAGUGGAAGAGUGAUGGAGGCUGAGGUUCGAGAUCACCAUGAAUGACAAAUACCACAAGGCAGCUCGGGAUGGCUACCUCGACCUGCUAAAGGAAGCGACGCGCAAGGACCUGAACGCGCCGGACGAGGAUGGCAUGACACCCACGCUAUGGGCCGCGUACCACGGCAACCUCGACGCGCUGCGGAUGAUCGUCGCGAGAGGGGGGAACCCAGACAAGUGUGACAUAUGGGGGAACACGCCACUCCACCUGGCCGCCUCCAAUGGCCAUCUCAACUGCCUGUCCUUCCUGGUGUCGUUUGGUGCCAAUGUGUGGUGCCUGGACAACGAUUACCACACGCCUUUGGACAUGGCCGCCACCAAGAACCACAUGGAUAGUGUGCGCUAUCUGGACUCCAUCGCUGCCAAGCAGACGGCGCUCAACCCCAAGCUGGUGAGCAAACUGAAGGACCGGGCUUUCCGUGAUGCCGAACGGCGCAUCAAGGAGUGUGUUAAACUGCAGCAGAAGCACCGGCGGCGAAUGGAGCGCAAGUUUCAGAGAGAGACAAACGAAGCAUCAGUCUCGGACGCCAUGAGCUUCUCCAGCUACGCCAGCAGCACCUUGAGUCGCAAGUUACACCACUUCAACACCGCCACUAAUGUGCCAUACUCCCAGGCUACUCUCCACGCCACAGCCAGGGGCAAAACUAAAAUCCAGAGGAAGCUUGACAAGAAGAAGCAAGGUGACGGGACAUUCAAGAUUUACGAAGAUGGCAGGAAGAGUGUCCGCUCCUUGUCCGGCCUACAACUAGGCAACGACGUCAUGUUUCUGAAGCAGGGCACGUACGUCAACCCUAAGGACCGGUCUCGUCGCAACAUACGCGACAUGUUCCCCAACGACAAUGACGACGCCGUCUCGCGUGCCAUCAGUGAACCAGACCUACAUGGUCAAGAUGUGGACUACUCAGAGAUUAGCACCGACUCGGGACACGACUCGCUCUUUAACCGCCCCGGUUUAGGAACCAUGGUUUUCCGGCGAAACUACGUUAGCGGUGGACUUUUUGGCAUUGGUAGCAGAGAUGAAGGCAGUCUUGCAGGCAGCGACCGGGUCGAUAAUGUACGCCUUCGCAGUCGAAUGCAUCGCGCGCCCAGUUUAGAUGACGAUAGCAUUGGUAGCGCCCAUAGCUUGCAAGAGAGGAACGUGCAAGAGCUGCCUUGGGACGAGGUUGAGCUUGGACUGGAUGACGAUGACGAGCCGGAAACAAGCCCACUGGAAGUGUUCCUGGCCACACAGAACAUGAACGAGUUCAUUCCCAUCUUCAAAAGAGAAAAGAUCGACCUGGAUGCCUUGUUGCUGUGCUCCGAUGCCGACCUCAAGAGCAUUCACAUCCCGUUGGGACCCCGAAAGAAGAUCAUAGACGCAUGCCAGCGCCGACUUGAGGCCAUCGAGGAGCCAGGUUGCAUAGAAGACACUGAGUUGUGAAGUUCCUCCAUUACAGUCUGUUUUUACCUCAAUGAAUGUUUAAAGUUGAAGAAUUGGUAAGAGUUUACAGAACCAUUGUACCUUUCUUUUUCUUUUUUUGAAGAUGGGAAAAGUUACUUUUUCAACAUUUGGCCAAUGAAGAAACAAUACAGCAGAGGUGCUAAAGCAACAUACGCCUAAACUAAGGGUGCGUUUACAUGACAAUGAUAUGCAGAGAACUUCUCUUAAAACAGAGAAGUUUUUCCUUUGAGUUUUCGGCAUUCAGACGACACCAAAAACGAUCCCCAUUCCCACGGAUCUGCAAAAACGGCUGAAAGCGUUGUAUUCUGCUGCCAGGCCAGUAGAUGGCGAUGAAACACUGUAGACUUAACACGUAAUACGCAUGUGCAUGACGUCAUCGUCUUCAGAGAUUCGCGUUUUUGUCAUUGUACACAGAGAUCGUUUUCUGAAACUUGCACUUUGAAACCCAUUUUCAAAAGUUUGCGUUUUCAGGCACCGGUUAACGUGUAAACGAACGGCCAAAACGCAUAAAAGGUUUUACGUUUUUAGUUGAAAACAAUGUCGUGUAAACAGCCCCUUAGAGUGGUCAAUCCUGCUCCUGGACGCUCACGUUCCUGCAGAGUUUAGCGCCAAUGUAACCGGUCUUACUCGACCCAAUUCAAGUGGUAUUCGAAGUGGCGUCUAUGGCAUGAGGCGGGCGUGCUAACAAGGAUGCUAAAAAAACCCAGUUGCUAGUUGGCCUCUUGAGACCAGGGGAGUGAUGUUUUCAUGCACAGCUCUUACUAGUCUGCUUCUGUUACACCAAAAGUCAAGUCACCUUCAUUUAGUUUCAAAGCAGCUUUACAUUGAUAAUAGGAAAUUAAAGUAACAG
This is a messenger RNA of Pimephales promelas (fathead minnow), 2418 nucleotides long. RefSeq names its product Usher syndrome 1Ga (autosomal recessive) (gene ush1ga). NCBI's taxonomy places the organism in Eukaryota, Metazoa, Chordata, Actinopteri, Cypriniformes, Leuciscidae. Gene Ontology annotation, molecular function: protein binding. The record is from RefSeq and is a predicted model, not a curated record. Gene Ontology annotation, biological process: sensory perception of sound; equilibrioception; sensory perception of light stimulus.